UAUAAUUGGAUUGUGUGUAUUAUUCUUUCAUAGGUAAUAAAGGACUGUUGCCCGAAAGGUCGAUCUUACUGCUCCUCGGUCGCUGCCUGAACUGCUGUGCUCUUCCAGCACCACUUAUCCAGCAUCUGGUUUCCAGCAUCUGCAGUCAUUGUUUUUACCUAAUAAACAUCACUUGUCCACCAUUAAUUUCCCAUGAGACCAUAGGAUAUAAAAGCAGAAAUCGACCAUUUGGGACAUCGCUCUACCAUUUGACCAUGGCUGCAGAUAUGCAGCAUAAGCAGGGAACAGAACGGUACUGAGAGUAAGACUUCAACAAGACAUUCGAGCCGCCGAGAUAUUCUGCGAAAGAUGGGUUUGAAUACAUGCAUUAUUUUCUUCUCACUACUAACCAUGGCUUCUCUCGUUGUUUCUAAAGGUCAAAGGAAGCCGAAUAUUGCCAUGAAACCUUCGUUGGAAGCUGUCGUUCGAGGUGAAAACGUUAAAAUUGUCUGCACGUUUCACAGCGGCUGUGAAAACUCUCGGGUUUCUCUGUUGAGAAGCAGCAAAGCAAAAGCUAUUUCUAGAGCGCGGACGGCUGGCAAACUGUGUUCUGCUUCCUUUCAAAUUGCCCCCAAUCUGACAGAAACGUAUACGUGUGUGUACAAUCUGAGAGGAGCUGGGGAACAGGAAGUUUUGCAACGCAGUGAUCCAUUGCAUCUUAAUGUGAUCGAUCGUCCUGUGACCCCAUCCAUUGAGUUGGAUGGUGGCCUCAGCACAUUCAUCUUUGGACAUCAUGCAAAAAUCAAGUGCUACCUCAGCUCCAAGUAUUCGUGCUCUUCACUCUACUUACACAGAAACGGACAAAAGCUGACAAACUCGAAUGUUCAAAGUGACUUCAAUUACCACAUGGCAACUUUUGAAAUUCCAAUAACCGCACGCGAAAUGUUUACCUGCUCUUGCGAACUUACAUUGGAGCAAAGCUUGUUGAGCUCAGAGCAGAGUUACUCAGUCUAUGUAACAGUUAUUGACAAACCACAGAAACCGAGCCUCUCGCUGAAUCAUUCCGAGAACAUAUUCAUCAGGGGCGAAUUGGUUAACAUGACUUGCAGUGUAGAUUUCCAAUCGUCCUCUUACAGUUUCUACCUGUAUACUGGUGAGCAGAAAACACACAGCCAUUUUGCUGAUCAAAAUCACAGUUUCACCAUUUUCGAAAUUCAGGCGGCUGUGCCAGAAUAUUAUAUGUGCGAGUGUGGGAUGACUGUCUCUGGGCAUCGGAGAUAUUCAGAGCUCAGUGACAAGCUGUAUUUGAACGUGGUCGAACGACCUAAAAGGCCUCGAAUCAAACUCAACGCGUCUGUGAGGAUAUUUUUGAAGGGUGAACCCCUCAGCAUCACAUGUCAAGUGGACGUUCUGUACUCAGUCCGCCAGUUUUUUUUGUAUAGAAGCACCAAUGGCCAUUCUCUUGAGGAGAUCAGUGAAGACAGUGGCUCCACUUCUGUCAAUUUCCAGAUUGUAGCCAAUGACCCAGGAGAGUACUGGUGUGCCUAUCAAGCAAGAAUUGCCGGGCGAUUGAUAGACUCGGAGACCAGCGUCUCUGUUCUCGUCCCUGUGUUCGAUCGCCCUGCAGAACCAGAGAUUUCCCUGAACCUGAAUUUUACAACAGUCAUUAAGGGGGAAUUGCUACUGUUGACUUGCAAAGCUCCAACUCAAGAUUCAGACAAGAUGUUUUAUUUGUACAAUAAUAACAACUCACUGGAAGCAGUGCCCCCUAUAAUCACGAAGGGGAGACAGAUAGGAAUAUUUAACAUCACGGAGACAGUGAAUCCUGGAGUCGAACAAUACAAAUGCAUGUACAGCAUGGUCGUUGAAGAACGAUUGAUCAGUUCGAAGCAAAGCAAUCCAAUGAUAUUGACGAUAAAAGACCAUAUACUGAAACCGACUUGCCUGCUAGAGUUUCAUGGUUAUCCAACUGCAAAGGGUCAAAAUGUCACUGUGAAUUGUACAGCGCCAAUUCCCUAUCCUUCUAUGAGAUUUAUUUUCUACGAGUUUUCUCAAACCCUCAUUGAUUCCACACAAGUGCUUUCUGGUCAGAGUUCUGCUGCCAUGGAUAUCCUGGUCCCUCCAUUUCGAAGCAAGAACAUUGAGUAUUCAUGUCGCUAUCAAGUGGACAUUGGUGGGAGAUGGAUAGAGUCAGACACGUGUAAACUUCACCAUACAGAUGGAAUUAACAUGCAACUUCUGUUUAUUCUGGGAUCUGCCCUGCUGCUACUUCUGUUCAUCUUCAUUUUGAUCUGCACAUUGAUAAUUAUUAAAGGAGGAAGGAACAGGGAAGGACCUGUAACUUUGGAUCAGGAUACUAGGAUGCACACACUCGACUAUCCAAUGAUCAGCUGGGAUCCAACAACUGGAACUGUCCCCGAAGAUUUGGAGUAUGUAUAUGAUACGGUAGAUGCUACAGAUUUAUGCACAAUCUCCGGACAACAUUGGAGGAGAGAACCUUCCCUUUAUGCAACAGUGAAAUAGCAGCCAUCAAACUCAUUGUAGUUCACCAGUUUGGUCAUGAUGGUAGAAAUGGUCAAACAGAGCUUAAUUCAUCGCUUUAUUUCUGUGCUUUGUUCUGAACAUUUGGACGCCAAUCACACCAUUAACAAUAAACACUUCUCCAUACAUCCAGUCGAGCCUCUUUGACCUUCAGCUACGUUGGUGAUUUUAGUGUUGCUCUUCUGUAUUGAAAUUAUUUUUAAUUGCUUACUUAGGCACUUUCCCUGAUUCAAUUCUAUAUUGGCAAGAGAUUCUAACCAUCACUCGUUGACAUUUGAUGCUAUCACCAUCUGUGAAUCCUUACUCCCCACACCCCGAACCCCUACCUCCCACCACCAUUAUCAAUAUUCUGGAGGUUACCACUGAAAGGUAAUCUAACUAUCAAUCCUUGACAUUCAAUACUAUGACCAUCACUCAAUAUACCA
Chiloscyllium plagiosum (whitespotted bambooshark) is the source of this 2945-nucleotide messenger RNA. The record is from RefSeq and is a predicted model, not a curated record. NCBI's taxonomy places the organism in Eukaryota, Metazoa, Chordata, Chondrichthyes, Orectolobiformes, Hemiscylliidae.